Molecule: messenger RNA, 372 nt
Organism: Pseudophryne corroboree (corroboree frog)
Lineage: Eukaryota; Metazoa; Chordata; Amphibia; Anura; Myobatrachidae
Product: serine/arginine-rich splicing factor 6-like
Exons: 4
Source: RefSeq, a predicted model, not a curated record
AACAGCGGGACCAGGAGCAGUAACAGCAGCAGGACCAGGAGCAGUAACAGCAGGACCAGGAGCAGUAACAGCAGCAGGACCAGGAGCAGUAACAGCAGCAGGACCAGGAGCAGUAACAGCGGGACCAGGAGCAGUAACAGCAGGACCAGGAGCAGUAACAGCAGCAGGACCAGGAGCAGUAACAGCAGGACCAGGACCAGGAGCAGUAACAGCAGGACCAGGAGCAGUAACAGCAGAACCAGGAGCAGUAACAGCAGCAGGACCAGGAGCAGUAACAGCAGGACCAGGAGCAGUAGGAGCAGUAACAGCAGGGCCAGGAGCAGUAACAGCAGCAGGACCAGGAGCAGUAACAGCGGGGCCAGGAGCAGUAAC